AUGGUGGGCGGCGGGCGAGUGGCCGCGGCGGCGGCCGCGGCGGCGCGACGGCGGCGGCGGCGGCGCGUGGCACCCGUGUUGGCCGUGGCGGCGGCGGGGAGCGCGGCGCCUCCGCGUCAGCCGGGAGCUCGGGCUCUCAGGGCCAGGAGGCGGGCACGACCGCAGGGCGCGGAGCCUACCAAGCUCGGGACGCGGCAGCGACGAAGGAGGCGAGGGCGGCGAGGGCGGCGGGCCGGGCUUGGAACGCGGGCCGGAGGGAGCGGGGCCCGGGCGGAUCGAGGGCGGAGCGCGAGAAGAGUGCGGCGGCAAGGGCGGCGGCGGCGGCCGCCGGGAUCUAGGCUAGGGCGGGAAGUGCGGCCGGCGGGGCGGCUGGAGCGAAGUCUGAGUGGGACGAGGACGACGCUGGGGGACCGAGUGUGA
Molecule: messenger RNA, 420 nt
Organism: Mirounga angustirostris (Northern elephant seal)
Lineage: Eukaryota; Metazoa; Chordata; Mammalia; Carnivora; Phocidae
Product: protamine-like
Exons: 1
Coding region: 1-420 (139 amino acids)
Source: RefSeq, a predicted model, not a curated record